GAACAGUGUGAACGCAGCCCCAGGUGAUCAUUACGUUAGAAUAGCAUUUAGGGAAGCUGCGAAUGAAAUUGAUUUGGCUAUAAACAAUACCAUUGAGGCUCUUUUUAUGAAACGAAAUGUCACCUCAAAUGGACAGCUUAAUCACGGUGACCUUUUGCGUAUAUUCCGGUUUCCUAAAGGCGAAGCACGUCAACUUGCUCGAGCUGCUGAGAUAUAUGAGCGAACUCUUGUAAAUAUAAGAAAGCACAUCGAAAAAGGCGAUAAUCUUACCUUAUCAAGUCAAAGGUAUGAGUUUCGUGAACUUCUUUCUCGUGAACAUUUGCAUUUGGUAGCUGAACUUUCCGGCUGUGUAGAACAUCGUGAAAUGCCCAAUUGUACAGAUAUGUGCUAUCACUCAAAAUAUCGCAGCAUCGAUGGUACUUGUAACAAUCUAAAAAACCCGUGGUGGGGUGCUUCACUGACAGCGUUUAGGCGUAUUGUGCAGCCAAUUUAUGAAAAUGGUUUUAGCACACCUAUUGGCUGGACAAAAAACUUUUUGUACCGGGGAUUUUUAAAGCCAAGUCCACGAUUAAUAUCAACACAUAUUAUUUCAACUAAACACAUAACCCCGGACGAAAAAAUAACUCACAUGGUAAUGCAAUGGGGCCAAUUUUUAGAUCACGAUUUGGAUCAUGCACUGCCGUCAGUUAGUUCGGAAAGUUGGGAUGGUAUAGAUUGUAAAAAGACCUGUGAGUUUGCACCACCUUGCUUCCCAAUCGAAGUGCCGCCAGAAGAUCCCCGCAUAAGAAAUCGUCGAUGUAUUGAUGUUAUUCGUUCAAGCUCUGUUUGUGGUUCCGGUAUGACAUCAAUCUUUUUUAAAGAUAUUCAACAUAGAGAGCAAAUCAAUCAAUUAACUUCGUUCAUUGAUGCCUCCCAAGUUUAUGGUUACAGUUAUGAAUUUUCCUUAGAACUUAGGAAUUUUACAACAGACGACGGACUCUUAAGAACAGGAGUUAAGUUUCCUGGCCAAAAGGAUAUGUUGCCAUUUGCUGCACCUCAAGAUGGUAUGGACUGUAGGCGAAACCUUGACGAAAACACUAUGAAUUGCUUUGUUGCAGGAGACAUACGAGUUAACGAGCAAAUUGGUUUAUUAGCCAUGCAUACUAUAUGGAUGCGUGAGCAUAAUCGCGUUGCUACAAAAUUACGUGAUAUAAACCCUCACUGGGAUGGUGACACUGUAUACCAAGAAACGCGAAAAAUUAUAGGAGCUCAAAUGCAACAUAUAACUUUCAAACAUUGGCUACCAUUAAUUAUAGGGGAAAGUGGUAUGCAUAUGUUGGGAAAAUACCGAGGUUAUGAUCCUUAUAUAAACCCAUCGAUUGCUAAUAUAUUUGCCACAGCUGCGUUACGAUUUGGGCAUACUAUUAUAAAUCCAGUGCUUCACAGACUUAAUUCUACUUUUAAACCAAUACCACAAGGGCAUUUAUCCCUGCAUAAAGCAUUUUUUGCUCCAUGGCGUAUAGCAUAUGAAGGGGGAGUAGAUCCCCUUAUGCGUGGUAUGUUUUCGGUGCCAGCGAAGUUAAAGACCCCUGACCAAAAUCUUAACUUUGAACUCACAGAAAAAUUAUUUCAAACAGCGCACGCAGUGGCUUUGGAUCUUGCAGCUAUUAAUAUUCAACGUGGCAGAGAUCACGGACUACCAGGAUACAAUGUUUAUCGGCGGAUCUGUAAUCUCACCAUAGCGAAAACUUUUGAGGACUUGCAAGGAGAUAUAAGAAGCGCAGAAGUGCGUAAGAAGCUCCAAAAUCUUUAUGGGCAUCCAGAUAAUAUUGAUGUAUGGGUCGGAGGUAUUUUAGAGGACCAAGUUGAGGGCGGCAAAGUAGGUCCAUUGUUCCAGUGCCUUCUUGUAGAGCAAUUUCGACGAUUACGCGAUGGGGAUCGAUUUUAUUAUGAAAACCAUGGAGUAUUUCUUUCAAAGCAGCUGAGUCAAAUUAAGCACGCAAGUCUCGGUCGUAUGCUUUGCGAUGAUGGUGAUAAUAUUAACGAAGUGACGUCUAACGUAUUCUUACUGCCCAAAAUGCAAGGUGGCUAUAAAAAAUGUGCUGACAUUCCGGAAACUAACUUAUAUUUUUGGCAGGACUGUGGUUCAUGUCAGUCUCUACCACCACUUUUGGAAACACAAGAAUCAGAAUUAUAUAGCAACCAUUACCUUAAGAAGAGAUCAAUUCAUAUUUUAAAAAAUAUUUCUGGCAAUUUACAGAACUCAUGGCAUUCUAACGAAUCGCGGAUAAGCACUUUAGAAGAGACCAUCUAUAGGCUUGACAACGAGCUUAAUGAAUAUAAAAAAAGAGUUAAGAAGCUGGAAGAUGAAAUUUUGUAAAUAAAUUUUUUCUGCACUAUUAAAUAAUA
Rhagoletis pomonella (apple maggot) is the source of this 2388-nucleotide messenger RNA. Its product is annotated as peroxidasin-like. The annotation marks the transcript as partial. Gene Ontology annotation, biological process: response to oxidative stress. The record is from RefSeq and is a predicted model, not a curated record. Gene Ontology annotation, molecular function: heme binding; peroxidase activity. NCBI's taxonomy places the organism in Eukaryota, Metazoa, Arthropoda, Insecta, Diptera, Tephritidae. The transcript has a single exon.